AUGACCGAGGCCGCCUGGAGUGCUCCCGGCAGAUCCGAGCCCCAGAGCCGCGUUCCCCUGAAGCCCAUGGCCUCCCCGCGCCUGGCUACCUUCUGCUGUCCUACGCGGGACGCUGCCACGCAGCUCGUGAUGAGCUUCCAGCCGCGGCUCUUCCACGCGAUCUGCCUGGGCAUAGGCGCGCUCCGCCUGGGGCUCGGCCUUCUGCAACACCGUCCCGCGCGCCCAGCGGCCUCCGCACCCGGCCACGCCUCGGCCCUGCCCGUGUCUACCCGCAUCCUGCGUGCUGCCACUGCCUGCGACCUACUCGGCUGCCUGGGUAUUGUUGUGCGGUCUGCAGUAUGGAUAGGAUUCCCAGAUUUUGUUGAAAACAUCUCAGAAGUGAAUGGAACAGAUGUUUGGCCUGCUGCUUUCUGCGUGGGGAGUGCGAUGUGGAUCCAGCUGCUGUACAGCGCCUGCUUCUGGUGGCUGUUUUGCUACGCGGUGGACAACUAUCUGGUGAUACAGAGAUCCGCUGGACUUAGCACCAUGUUGCUAUACCGCCUGAUGGCUUGGGGCCUGGCUGUCCUGCUCUGCGUGGAGGGCGGAUUCAUGCUUUACUACCCAUCCGUGUCCAGGUGUGAGAAGGGUGUGGAGCACACCAUCCCUCAUUACAUCACCACAUACUUGCCACUGAUGCUUGUCCUAUUGGCUAACCCCAUCCUGUUCCAGAAGACGGUGACUGCAGUGGUCGCUCUGCUAAAAGGAAGACAAGGCAUUUACACAGAGAAUGAGAGGCGGAUGGGAGCUGUGAUCAAGAUCCGAUUCUUCAAAAUCAUGCUGGUUCUAACAAUUUGCUGGUUGUCGAAUAUCAUCAACGAAAGCCUUUUAUUCUAUCUUGAAAUGCAACCAGAUAUCCACAGAGGCUCCCUGAAAUCUGUCAGAAUUGCAGCCAAAACCACAUGGGUCAUCAUGGGCACACUGAAUCCAGCCCAAGGGUUUCUCUUGUCUCUGGCCUUCUACGGCUGGAGGGGGUGCAGCCUUGACCUCCGGUCCCCCAAGAAGGAGCUGCAGUGGGACUCGUUGACCACCACGGAGGCUCAGCGGGUCUGCGACUCCCCCGCAGGCUCCCGUGGGCCCUGUUACGGCCAGGGCACCGGGAAGACUGUGUCUUACGAGCCCCUGAGCCUGAUGUCUGAAGCAGCCCAGACUCUCCUGCUGAACCUGCUGUACCCUCUCUUCUCGGAGCACAUCGCAGUCGUCCGCUACCCAGACCUGAGUGCUUGA
Molecule: messenger RNA, 1263 nt
Organism: Chrysochloris asiatica (Cape golden mole)
Lineage: Eukaryota; Metazoa; Chordata; Mammalia; Afrosoricida; Chrysochloridae
Gene: GPR143
Product: G protein-coupled receptor 143
Exons: 9
Coding region: 1-1263 (420 amino acids)
Biological process (GO): regulation of calcium-mediated signaling; melanosome organization; G protein-coupled receptor signaling pathway
Cellular component (GO): plasma membrane; melanosome membrane
Molecular function (GO): dopamine binding; L-DOPA receptor activity; L-tyrosine binding
Source: RefSeq, a predicted model, not a curated record